AAUAAUUAUAUACAAAGCAGAAUUCUAAAUCACUUUAGCGAACCUAUCUUGAAACUCGAAUUAUUUUUCAGUAUGGAGUUGUUGCAGGAUAUGAACAGACUAUUAAGUAGUAACACAUAAAUCGGGCAAUUCUUUUUCGUUGUGUUAACCUAUUAUCUUUUGAACAUAAAUACAUUUUUGACUUUUUAAGUUUCAGACAUUUUAGUUGUCAUUAAGAUUGUCUCUGCUCAAGAUUUACUAUAUUCACAUGCGAGUGACCUGUGUACAAUAAAGUAUGUUUACAAUUUGUUAAGUACAUAAUAUUAUUUGUCAAAUUAUAUUAUAUCGUUUUAAUUGAUUAAUUAUUUGAAAAUGAACAAUCACUAACGGUAAUGGGUGAUUGUUGCUGCAAAGAAAAGGAGCCCGAUGAGACAAUAUAUGCACCCACUACAACACCGGUGGUAUCCGCGAUGAUUGACAAUCGUUUGCGGAUACCCAAAGUUGUUGAACCUAAAAUAGUUGAUCAAUUGGUGCUAGAAAUGCUUACAGUGGCAGCAUCCCGAGUUGAUACUGACGAGGAAUCGCCCGUUCCUCUCGUGAAGCUCCACGUCAUAGCUGAUAAAGAAGAGGGAUGGAUACAAAUGGUAACGUCAAUGGUGAAUGUUAUCCCCUUAGAAGAUCCCUUCGGCCCGACAGCUAUUUCUAUAUUACUAGACGAUUGUCCAUUGCCGUCCAAAGAAUCAGUUAUAAGAGUGACACGUAUGUACGCACUGUCCGCGGAACGCGCAACCAUUGGCGACGUGAACACACGCGUUGAGCGCAACAUAUGCGUCGUGUUGGGAUGUAUCGCUGAGAAGUUAGUGGGACCAAACAGCAUGGCUGUACUUACAAACGAUACACUCGAAUACUUACUCGCUUUUUUGACGCCAAAUAGUGCUCCGUACAUUGUAUUGUUUGCGCUCAUUGCGCUUGAGAAAUACGCGCACACAACGGAGAAUAAGUUGACAAUAAAGAAUCGAUUCGAGCAAUUAGACGAGCACCCUUUAUUGGAACUGGAAAAAUAUGCCGAUAGUGAUAAUUACCUAUGGCGACAGGUCGGUUUCUGCGCUAACUGGCUCCUUGACAAUCUGUUUAUCGUUGAGGGGAGGAAGUUGUCUUACGAAACCGUGGACAUGUCUGGCAUAAACGCUUUACUUAACUGUCACGACGUCAGUGAAUACUUGCAGAUAUCAAGCAACGGCCUUGAAGCGAGAUGUGACUCUUAUUCAUUUGAAAGCGUCCGCUGUACGUUCCAAGUGGAUAGCGGGUGUUGGUACUACGAAUCUAUUAUAAUAACAUCUGGUGUCAUGCAGAUCGGAUGGGCAACGAAAAACAGCCAUUUUCUAAAUGAAGAGGGCUAUGGCAUCGGUGACGAUAUGUUCUCGUUGUCCUACGACGGCUGUCGUAAGCUAGUGUGGUACAACGCCAAGCCGACCCGUGUUACUCACGUACCAGCUUGGCGUCCUGGCGACGUACUCGGCUGCCUAAUCGACAUCACAAAAAAGGAAGUAAUCUUCUCACUCAACGGACAACGACUCUCGAUAUGCAAUGAAAUCUUCGAAACAACCAAGUACGGUUUCUUCGCUGCAGCUAGUUUCAUGGCGUACCAGCAGUGUCGUUUUAACUUUGGCUACGAACCGUUCAAAUAUCCACCCGUCGAUAGAGAAUUUUCCGCAUUCAAUGAUUACGGUGAACUGACCGAUGAACAGAAAAAGGUUAUACCUCGACGAAUAUAUCUAGAACAAUUGCGAUGUUCAAGCGUAAAGGAAGAUUCGUGUACGCUUUGCUUCGACGAUACCGCGUGUUGCAUUCUUGAGCCUUGUGGACAUCGUGGCUUCUGCUCCGUGUGCACAUCCCAACUGAAGGAUUGUCCAAUGUGUCGGGCUGAUAUUUUGAACGUGAAACGCGAGAUCACAUGACAAGGCGGCCCUUUAUUAAAUCGCCUCUAUCGUCGGUUUACGUAACAUUUCAUCGCUCACCACACCUAAAACAGCGGACAACAUUUAAUUCAUAUUGACGAAUGAAAAAUACCGUAGACAAUUGCUUAUUUUUAGCGAUCAAAUUGCUUUACAUAUUCCAUACAAAUCGCUUGACAAUAAACAACAUUGACGAUAAGGAUAUCUCUCUAUUACAUUGACUGUCAGUGCUGUCUAGAGAUCGAUAAAGAAAUUUGGAAACGAUUCGCCAAUUAUGCAUUUUGUCUAUGCUCGCAGAUAUUUUUUUAUAUAUCAAUAGGCAAAUUUUGACUGAAUCCUUCGGCGUGUAUCGAUUUAAACGUUAUAUAGAUGCAUUUAUUUGUAUUUACACAUAUUUCAGAGCUGUUUGUCGCAUUUUAACUCUAAACUUAACAGAUAAAGGAACAAAACGUUAAAUUAAAUCAAG
Vanessa tameamea is the source of this 2400-nucleotide messenger RNA. Its product is annotated as RING finger and SPRY domain-containing protein 1-like. Gene Ontology annotation, molecular function: protein binding; ubiquitin-protein transferase activity. Lineage: Eukaryota; Metazoa; Arthropoda; Insecta; Lepidoptera; Nymphalidae. The record is from RefSeq and is a predicted model, not a curated record. Bases 372 to 1937 code for a protein of 521 amino acids. Gene Ontology annotation, cellular component: cytoplasm. The transcript is spliced from 10 exons.